Molecule: messenger RNA, 615 nt
Organism: Paramacrobiotus metropolitanus
Lineage: Eukaryota; Metazoa; Tardigrada; Eutardigrada; Parachela; Macrobiotidae
Exons: 5
Coding region: 20-391 (123 amino acids)
Source: RefSeq, a predicted model, not a curated record
CAUCGUCCACCGCGUGUGCAUGAAGGAGAUGCCGGCCGAGGAUCUGCUGAACGGUCUCCGCCAUGGAGUCUGGGAAGACGAGUGGUCACUGAGGACGACGGUUGGUGGCCGAUUGACUAUUGAAGUCGCGGAUAACUUUUCGAACUAUGGGCGCUUGAUGGCUGCGGUUUCCGCCGAAAACAUUCCGAAUAUCAUCGCGAUUCUCCCUCCCGUUAGAGAGCUGGAAUACUUCGAAUAUUCCAAUCUGAAUAGCUUUUUGGAGAUUGAAACGGGCGUUUUCCAUAUUGAAAUGGAUGUGGUUGGAGUGCGUGAGGAUAUGGAGCUGGUUUUCGCGGUGGUCCAGGCCGGUGAAUACGAUGGCUAUUUUCGGUUCAGGUUCAAUUUCCACUAAGGAAAGGAGUGAGAAGGAAUGUCCUCUUCGUACAUCCGCAGUCGGGUAGCUGUUCGCUUGUUUGCUGUUUGCCGAUGUUUUUUCUUCAUGUAGCAGAUCUUCAAUCUGGUAGAUUCUUUAACUGCUUAAUUUGGUCGUGUGUUUGCUUCUUCCUUUUGCCCCGCAGCUACGGUGGCCUUUGAUGUGUUAUAGAGAGAGAUACUAAUUUAAAAAACAGAAUACGG